GCACACACAACAUUCAGGGACGAUAAUUCUGAUCCUCUAAAGGUUUGAACAUUUUCACAUCUACAAGCAAUACACAGUGAUUGAUUGGUCCUUUUUGAUAAGUAUUCACACCUUUUCUUUGAUACUUGAACUGGAACACUCUCAUAAUACCACACAACUGAGGCCAUCACAUCGGCAUAUGGCUUUUAUAUGUCAAAAUGCGACUAAACAUCUUACAUAAUUCACCAUUUCCCAAAAGAAGCCUGCAGACAUCAUAUGCACAUUUUGGAGAUGAGGGAAAUAUUCAAAGUGAUUUAUUUUGUCAAAUAUACAAUAUACAAGAAAAUGUUUCCGUAUUUAAACCAUCCCUAAGGAGGCAUUACUCAAGGGAACCGAUUGAAAAUUGACGUUAAUUUUUUUUAAAUUGUUAGAGAAACUGGAGAACUCUAAUCAAUAAAUACUUAGGUGUAUAUAGAACAAUAUAUAUUUCCAUUUGAAUAUCAUCUGUUUUUUUCCUAUGUAACGUAACAAACUAUACCGUAAUUUCUCACAAUUUCUUCCAAAAAUAUUUUCAAAAAGUCAAUGGAGUGCAUUAUAUUUAGGUAGUAAUCACAUUGUAUAGUCGUAUACAGGUAAAAAAAAAAAAAAAAGUCAAUAAAAAAUGGCAAUAUGAUAGUCGAUGUCUUGUGUGACACAUUUAUAUAACUUACGGUAAGGUGUAACCACCAACCUGAACUCUGUCCUCCUCGGGCGGAGCAUAACAUUUUACUAUCGUUAGUGUAGCAUAUUUGUCGCUACUGCAUCAAACAUCAGAAACGACUGCCAGUGAGCUUGUUUUAACUUUAACUAUGACAAAAACUGUCGAUUACAAGGGCUAGUUGUGCAGCCGUUUUUAAAAGAAAUGUGUAAUCACUACAGCCGAUGACGCGGCCAAACCGCAAGCAAAACAACAUGAGCUGAAACUACAUAGUACAAUUGUAAUGGUCACAUUUAAAAUCAAAACGGGAUAGCGGACACAGUUGAAAUGCUCGCUUUGUUUUAAAAGUGCCCAUUACGCUCAUUUAUGCGUAGUUUCAGCUCUUGUUUUGAUAGUGACCUGACGCUAUGAAGAGCUGCUACAGAUUGUAGCCAAAUGGGGGCAAGAGGCUGUAACAGCACAGCCUACAGUGGACCUUCCCCUCAAAGCGGUGACAACAAUGAGGAAUAUCGGGAACCAAGACUCUUGAGAUUCAAAAAAUGUUUGCUCACAAAUGCCAUGGAUGGCAUAGAGGAUGACAUGCUGUGGGAGCAGGAUGGGAUCAAUGUUCAUGAAUGCAGGAGGCACCAGAAUUGGACCAAGUCAUCAAUGAUGAGUUUGACAUUGAUGCACCAAAGGUUUGAGACCAGUGGUAUGGGGGAAACAAGGACAAAGGAUGUACUACUAGAUGAGGAGGAUGACCUGUGGUUGACUCUGAGACAUAAACACAUUGCUGAAGUUUCAACAGCUGUGACUCGCCAUCUGAAAGAGUUUUCUGCCAGCAAAAAAAUGAACACAGGAGAAAAGACUACAAUGAAGGAACUGUCUCAGAUGCUGAAGAAAAUGCCCCAGUAUCAAAAGGAGCUGAGCAAAAGUCAAAGGAAGACCGAGCAGCCACAUACAUUGCAUCUGCAGUUGAAUCCCACAAGGAUAUCCGAAGCUCACUGUACAUGUCAAGCAGGUGUUUCUGGAUCCUGUUCACAUAUUGUUGGGCUGGUAAUAGCAUUACAACAAUGGCAGAUGAUGGGCUUCACAGAAGUGCCAUCUAGACUGGCAUGCACAUCUCUUCCAGAGCAAUGGAGCAAGCCAAGAGGUCAGAAGAUUGAGCCAGCUGCAGUUCCACAAGUUGUAUUUGUCAACCCCAAACUUGUAAGAAAGAAAAGACCUGUGAGGAACACACUGACAGACUGCAGAAACAUUAAAGUACACAAAAAAGAUAUUGAUCACUUAAAGUCUUUGGAAGAGUGUUCAAUGGCCUAUGUGGUGUCCAGCCCAAGACUGACAUUGAACACUCAUCUGGGUACAGUGCCUGUUGCCAGUGGUCUUGCAACAUCUGCCACGUUCUUUGAACUAGAAGAUGCAAAGACAGUUGGGACCUGUUGUGGAAACCUAGCCUUCCCUCAAUCGGCAAAAGUUACCCCAGCUGAUUUAUUCAAGACAUGGUUCACUGAACUACAUCAAGAACAGUGUAUCAAGAUUGAAGAAAGCACAAGGGACCAAGCCAACAGUACUCUGUGGCACACAGAAAGAAAAAAACGUCUGACAGCAUCAAAUUUUGGAGCAAUUCUGCAAAGAAAGAAAAUUACCGACAAAUUUCUGAUGGAAUUAAUAGACCCAAAGCGUUUCAGCUCAGUGCAAACUUCGUAUGGACAAAAAAAUGUAAAAGUGGCAGUUGCACAAUAUAUUAAGAGUACAGGAAACCAUGUGCAUGAUUGUGGACUAAUAGUAAAUCCCAAAUUUCCUUAUCUUGGAUCAACACCCGAUUCCAAAGUGUGCUCUAAUGGAAUUACAGGACUCCUUGAGGUCAAAUGCCCCUACUCUGCACGCGAUGUUACUGUACAAGAAGCCAACUCUUCAGACAGUUUCUGUUUGGGAAAUAAUUAUGGACAAUUGAGGCUCAAAAGUAAUCACAACUAUUACUACCAAGUACAAGGACAGCUGCUCACAUCUGGAGCUGAGUUUUGUGAUUUUGUGGUCUACACAAGAGUAGACCUAUUUGUUCAAAGAAUAUACCCAAACAUUGACUUCAUGGAGAAUAUGUUGAAUAAGCUGAGUCAAUUUUAUUUCCAACAUGUACAGUCUUAUAUCAGAAGACAUUCAACUGACCCAUGAAUUUCUUUUUAGCGUUGUUUACAUUUGUGUCACAUAGGAUGUUUGUGUUUUUCCCUAUAUUGAUCAUAAACUUCGUUUUGUUGUAACUUGAAUAAAGAAACAUCUUACAUCUUGAA
This is a messenger RNA of Syngnathoides biaculeatus (alligator pipefish), 2943 nucleotides long. It is a transcript of the gene stxbp1b, whose product is annotated as syntaxin binding protein 1b. Gene Ontology annotation, cellular component: secretory granule; plasma membrane. Gene Ontology annotation, biological process: intracellular protein transport; neurotransmitter secretion; vesicle-mediated transport. The record is from RefSeq and is a predicted model, not a curated record. The transcript has 8 exons. Gene Ontology annotation, molecular function: syntaxin binding; zinc ion binding. Bases 1112 to 2827 code for a protein of 571 amino acids. Lineage: Eukaryota; Metazoa; Chordata; Actinopteri; Syngnathiformes; Syngnathidae.